AUGAAGAUCGCUGUACUUCUUUUUUCAUCCCUUGUGGCCCUUGCAGUAGCUAGCCCUCUAGAACAAAGUCCAGAAAUUGAAAUAAUUGAGAAAGGAAUUAGUGGACAGGGAACAACUACUCGUUAUUGGGAUUGUUGCAAACCUUCCUGCUCAUGGAAAGCCAAUAUUAAGACUCCUAACAUGGUACCGGUUGCAUCCUGUGAUAAAUCUGGAAUAAAUAAACUUGCUGCUGAUGUAAAAUCAGGUUGUGAUGGAGGUAAAGCUUACAUGUGCAACAGUCAACAACCCUGGGCAGUAAACAGUACUUUGGCAUAUGGUUUUGGUGCCGCAUCUUUUACUUCAGGAGUUGAUGUUAACUUAUGUUGCGCUUGCUUCUUACUUAGCUUCACCGAUAAAAUUGCAAACAAGAAAAUGAUCGUACAAGUUACAAAUACUGGUGCUGAUUUGGGCAGAAAUCAUUUUGACAUUGCUCUUCCCGGAGGUGGUGUUGGAAUUUUCACACAAGGUUGUCACGACCAAUGGAAUGCCCCAUGGAGCGGUUGGGGUGACCAAUAUGGUGGAGUUCACAACAGAGGCGAAUGUAAUACUCUUCCUGCAAAUUUACAAGCUGGAUGUUACUUCAGAUUUGAUUUCUACCAAAAUGCUGACAAUCCAAAAAUGAAUUUCCAACAAGUCAAAUGCCCUGCUGAAAUCGUUGCUAAAUCUGGUUGCAGUCUUUAA
Molecule: messenger RNA, 720 nt
Organism: Diabrotica balteata
Lineage: Eukaryota; Metazoa; Arthropoda; Insecta; Coleoptera; Chrysomelidae
Source: the annotation of a GenBank genome assembly